Messenger RNA from Tilletiopsis washingtonensis, 2040 nucleotides. RefSeq lists its product as hypothetical. The record is from RefSeq and is a predicted model, not a curated record. NCBI's taxonomy places the organism in Eukaryota, Fungi, Basidiomycota, Exobasidiomycetes, Entylomatales. Gene Ontology annotation, molecular function: translation initiation factor activity. Gene Ontology annotation, biological process: formation of translation preinitiation complex; translational initiation. Bases 1 to 2040 code for a protein of 679 amino acids. The transcript is spliced from 6 exons.
AUGUUCAAGAAGCCGCCGACGAUCAAGCCGUCGACGCUGCUGCGCUCGUCGAACCGGCGCGCCCUCAUCGCGCAGCUGCAGAGCCAGUACCCGGCCUUUGCCGCCGCCCCGCCCGAGCUCGUCCUCGCCCUCGUGCCCGAGACGAUCCGCAACGGCAAUGCCAGCACGAGCGCCGAGGACAAGGCCGUCAUCUACACCGACGACAACGGGCGCCCGCUCUGGUUCGAGGUCGGCAACACCGCCGGCAAGGGCGCCGAGAAGGCGGGCAAGGGCAAGGGGCAGGCCAAGGUCGAGGUGAUCCCGACGAUCUACGCACUCUGGCUGCUGCCGACGCUGCUGCCGCGCAUCCCGACCGAGGCCAAGCUGCUGGCGUCGCCCGACUCGGCGCUCAUGUCCGGCUCGUCGCUCAUGGUGCCCGGCCUGCUACCGCCGCCCAACACGUACCCCGAGUCGUCGGGUCCGCCGCCCAAGACCAACGACUUCAUCGCCAUCACCGCGCCCGACUCGGACGUGCCGCUCGUCGUGGGCCGCGCCGAGAUGGACGUCGCGGAGAUGGUGACGCGUCGCGCGCAGGGCGAGAAGGGCAAGGCGAUCCGCAUCCUCCACACCUACUGGGACGAGCUGUGGACGAUGGGCGGCAAGGGCGCGCCGCCAGGGCAGGACGCGCUGCCCGACAUGGCGUCGCUGAGCGUGCAGGACGGCGACGCGCCGGCUGCCGAGGCCGCCGAGCCUGCUGCCGAGACGGUGGCGCAGCCGGACACCGCCGCCGACAUCCUUGCCGACCUGCUGAGCGGCGACGGCGACGCCGCGCCGGAAGCAGCGUCGUCUGCCACACUAGAGACGGAGGAGGUGGACGCGCUCCUGACGCUCGCGCUGCUUAGCGCCAUCAAGCUCAGCCCGCCGGAGGAGCUGCCGGUCGACGCCAGCACGUUCUACUCGAGCCAUGUCCUCCCGAACCGGCCGGCCACCUGGCCGCCGGCGCCGCGGGAAGAGGGCGCUGAGGCGUCGUGGACGGGUGUCAACGCCAAGCGCGAUCGCAUCCCUGUCGGUGCGGACGCCGAUGUGCGGAAGAGCUCGGCGAAGAAGCUGGCCAAGUGGAUCAAGAACGCCGAGCGAGACGGCCUGGUCAAGACCAAGGAUGUCAAGGGCAAGGUCUUCAUUCACGAGCUCAUGACGGGCCACGCCGACGUGCAAUCGUUCGUGCCGUUCCACACGAUGGUCUCGGUCUCUGAGGCGGCCGCGGAUGCAGCUGCAGACGCCGCAGAUGCAGAGAAGGCGUCCGCCCAGGCGACCGGCGACGCCGCUGGUGCGUCGGACGAAGGCAGCAGCGGACAGCUGCGCACCGUCGUGGAGCGCUUCUGGCUGCCGGCCAACCAGGGCGUCAAGCUCUUCCAGGGCGCUGGCUACCCCACGUCGGUGCCGAGCUCGCGGCCGACGAUCCGUGCCAUGCUCAACGACUACGUGACGAAGAACCAGCUGCAGGACGGCCGGCAAAAGACGCACGUGCGGCUCAACGACACGAUCCUCGUCAGCGCCCUGUUCCCCAAGGUAGCCUCGGCGGACGUGCCGGGCACGAUGCCGCGCGACGCGCUCGUCGACAAGCUCAUCGCCGUGUCGUGCCAGGAGCACCACCGCGUGAGCCGGCUGAAGCCGGCGCGUGCGCUGCGUGCCGAGAAGAUCAACCUCGAGGGCGGCGCCGACAUGGAGCUCGAGGCGGGCGAGGUGCGCGGCCCGAUGCGCAAGGGCGGCCCGUCGCCGAUCCACAUCGAGGUGAAGCAGCGGCAGGGCAAGAAGGUCGUCACGCUCGUCACGGGCCUCGAGAGCUUCGGCAUCGAGCCCAAGGACCUCGCCGGCGAGUGCAAGCGCAAGAUGGGUGCCAGCAGCAGCGUCACGCCGCUGCCCACGAGCUCGGCAAAGAACCCGCUCUUCGAGGUGCUCAUUCAGGGCGACCAGCGCAAGGGCCUCGGCGAGAUCCUGACGGGCACGCAUGGCAUCGAGUCGCGGCUCAUCAAGAUCGAGGAGGGCAAGGCGAAGAAGUGA